ACACCUCUGUUAUUAAGCUGGUCAGAUGAAUUUUUCAUUCAGUAUCGGGGAUGUUCUGCCGGAUGAAUUAACCUGUAUUAGAUCGACGACUGCAUUGUAUAGCACUUUCCGCAACAAUUUAACGUGCAAACACAAAGAGGAACUAUCCGAAAUUAUUGACAAAAUGGGCGCCAGCUCAGCCACUGCACAAAGUCUACCGCGUAUGGUGACAACAUGUAACAAGUUUUGGGGUUCUGGACACUCAAUAUUUAUUCUCUCAAACAUCCACCAAAACAUGGUUUUCGGGAUUUUGAAAGUGGGAAGGAAAAGGCUUUUCUUACAUGAUGAAAGAGGAAUUUACACAGAAGCGGAGCCCUUAUGCAUCUUAGAUUUCUAUGUUCAUGAGUCAGUUCAACGAAGGGGUUUCGGAAAGAAACUUUUCGACUUCAUGCUGCAGGUUGAGCAAAUGAAGCCGUCCAGUUUAGCGAUCGAUUCUCCUUCAGAAAAGAUGUUACGAUUUCUGGAAAAGCAUUAUCAUCUAACCCACCCAGUGUUUGCAUCCAACAACUUUGUUGUGUAUCCGGAUUUCUUUCGAAUUCACGCUUGUAAUACGCGGACGGCUCGUCAGGACUUUUGUGGGAAAACGAACGAAGUUGUGCAAAACACAUCCAAACCAGUGGUGGCACAGACACGAUAUUCCCUAAACAAUGCACCGUGUCCUAUCCUGCACAGCCGGUUUCCAGCAAUACCCACAAACAUGCCUGCAAUAAAAGAAAGUACCAGUUUUACCCCAACGAGCACAGAUCAUACUGAAAGUGGUGGCUACAUAACCAGUACAAAAGGCCUCGUCUCAGGUGCCAACGUUGGCAAGCACAUGCUGAAUGUGUCUACCGAACUCCCAAAUACUCAAAGUCAUUUCUCCUGGAACUCUCAUGCUCAACACCACUCCAGGUCCGAUCAUUCGGUGGUGUCGCCUCAACAACUUCGCUUUCUUCGAGAGCUACCAACCAAUUCACGGCUGCAGGAGAAGUACUCAUACCUAAAAGCUGUACGAAGUCACAAUGCACACAAGAAGCUCUGGUAACCGCAAACAUCAUUUGCAAUCUACUGCAAAUCAACUUCUGGAGAGAACUCAUGCAACGGCCAUCCGGAGAUACAGCGUUUCCACUGGAACCGGCCGCGCAAUCAACUCUGCGUCAAAAUCUAGAUUUACGGAUCUUUCAAACCAUCCGCUUUCCCUACUGAGCCCGUUAAAAUUAACCACUCUGGGUGCUCUCCGUCUGAAAGCUAAAUGUCCUAACCAGCCACUUUCUUC
Molecule: messenger RNA, 1294 nt
Organism: Dicrocoelium dendriticum
Lineage: Eukaryota; Metazoa; Platyhelminthes; Trematoda; Plagiorchiida; Dicrocoeliidae
Source: the annotation of a GenBank genome assembly